CCAAGCAGCAGCCAGGCGUCCGAGUGAGCGAGCGACGAGAGCCCACGUGCGGGCGGCUGUCCGUCUGAUGCGAUAGUACUUUUUGUCGUCCUCGGUCCACGUUAAAAAUAAAUCAAAAUGGUCGGGACCACGGUGGUUGAGGCCCCCGCCCCUGCCGACGAAAAAAAGAAGUCCUCCCAUUUGUUGCACUCGGCUGGAGUCAACUUUGAGCGGCGCUACCGAAGCAACCAGACGGCCCAGAACUACCACGUCGGACAGUCCGAGGUGGUGUAUGAAGACGCAGACGGCCGAGAGCACAGAAUGGAGAUCGUCAAAGUGUCAGAAAAGAUUGGCAAUUUCCGCAAAUGCGUGCCAAGACUCAGCUUCAUCUGCGCCUGCAUCUUAUGCAUCGUUAACUUGCUCCUCCCAGGAAUUGGAACAAUAAUCGCCACUCUGCGCGUGGUGUGCGGCGUCGAAACGAGCAACCCAAACCGCUCGCAAGCGAUAUGCUACGGCUUCUUGGCGGGCAUCCUGCAAAUUCUGCUCGCCCCACUGAUCAUUGGCUGGGUGUGGUCCAUACUCUAUGGCGUUUACCUGAUUCAGGACGCGGGCGGCCUGGCCCCUGAGCAGCCGGGCGCACCAUCACCCUGAAAUCUCGACACAACUUUCCGAUUUUCCUCUAUAUAUGUGUGUUUGUCGCCUUUUGCAAUCCAAAGUCUGACCACCGCUAUUCGUUUCACAUUUUCGCCAGAUGUCAAUUUCUUCUGUUACUCAAUUCAGCAUAUACAUUUAAAUGUAUAUUCAGUCUAUAGCGAUUCCUAUAACAAUACGCAACUGUGCUGCUAACUUUAAAUAAUAUAUAUUUACUGCUAUAUCUGUGCGUUUUCACAAUCAACGUUGUAUAAUUUAUACUAUAUGAAUAUUCUAUACAAGCCAUAUUUAGAAAUUUCCUGUUAUCGCACUUUUAUACUAAUUUUGUGUUAUUUUCUACCUUUUUUAUUCGUUCAGUGUUCGAAAUGUGUAUAUGUUUAUAUAGAGGAAAUAAACGCAUUACUUUUUAAAUGUCAA
Molecule: messenger RNA, 1047 nt
Organism: Cloeon dipterum
Lineage: Eukaryota; Metazoa; Arthropoda; Insecta; Ephemeroptera; Baetidae
Product: protein SPEC3-like
Exons: 3
Coding region: 118-630 (170 amino acids)
Source: RefSeq, a predicted model, not a curated record